Messenger RNA from Limulus polyphemus (Atlantic horseshoe crab), 1653 nucleotides. Its product is annotated as alpha- and gamma-adaptin-binding protein p34-like. NCBI's taxonomy places the organism in Eukaryota, Metazoa, Arthropoda, Merostomata, Xiphosura, Limulidae. Bases 111 to 926 code for a protein of 271 amino acids. The record is from RefSeq and is a predicted model, not a curated record. The transcript is spliced from 9 exons.
UUUGUGUUUUUCUAACAAUUACUUUUCUAACCUAUUUUUAAAAAGGUAUCAUUGGAGAGAACACACUUCCUGAACCAGAAAGUCUGUUUCCUAAUGUACAGAGUUAUCCAAUGCACAUUGAUACCAAGUAUUACUCUGCUGAUAUCCAACUUUUUACCACUGUUCAAAAGGAGUUAGUAAACAAAGACUUUGCUGAAAGUGUCCAAGCAGCAAUAUUACAUUUUGAUACCUCUCAGGAAAGCACUUUCGAUAAUGUCAAGACGUGGAUGCCAUUCAUUAAAGAGUACAGGCCUGAAGUGCAGAUUCUGGCUUGUGAUAGACUUGAGAGGGAGAACUCUGUUCUUUCAAGAAGCUUUGUGCUAGAAUGGUGUAUAAAGAACGGGUUUGAACUUGUGGAACUUGAUCCAGAAGACGAAAGUGACGAAGAGGAUGACUUCAAAGAAACAAAAGGUUACCCAAGAAUUCUACAAGCUUUACACGCACAUCUUUGGCCGAACAUGACCACAAAAGAAUACAAUCCAGGAACUUCUUCCAGAAACCAAGAAAUGGUUAAAGAAGAUUGUAUUGAUACAGGAGGAAUCACCACAGACAUAAAAAACAAGAUGACCAUUGGUCAAGCAUCCAUAGCCAAUGGCAAUUCAUCAAGUGGUACUCAAGUCGAAGUUGGAAGCGAAAGAAGGGAAGAGGAAGUCGAUGUUCUUGUAGAAGACGAAAUAAAAGUCUUGGAAAAUCUAGUAGGAAAUGAAGAUCCAGGUGGUGAAAGCUUCGAAGCUCUUUUUUCAAAAUUUCACAAUAUGAAACAAAAAGCAGCAACACUUUCUGGAGAAGAUCGAAAAAAGUAUGCCGAGAAAGUUGCAGUGGCUUUCUGGCGUGCACUGGGAGGAGACGAAGAGGAAGUAGCGGGUUUGAGUAGCGAAGAAGACUGAACUUAAAACAGACUGUGUAAAAAGUGUAGAUACAACAUCGGUGUAAUGAAGGCACAGACAGAGAAUUAAAAGAGAUUCACUGGGAAUAAUAUUUCAGCAGAGUUUUGUACAGAACACUAACUAUGCUCAGAUGUUGGAGUUAAGUUAUUUGUGGUGUAUAAAACCGUUUUGUGUAGUGCUAUAUAGUAGAAGUAGAAGAACCAGUUACCAACUUCUGGUUGUUAAUUUGAUUCAAAAUCUCAGACUAUUUACACUUGUUUAAAGUAUUAGAGCACUGAUUAUGUAUAUAACAUCGCAGAGUGAUUUUCAACUGAUCGACGAAUUGUUUUAUCUCGUCCUAUCAGGAAAGAGAGUACAGAAUGAUGUAAGUAACCAAAAACAAGAAGUUGAUACAGCAAAAAAUUUAAGUCCUAACGAUAUCUUUCAUAUUAUAAAUUGUAUAUGUUUUGUUUUUUCUAAAUCAAGAUGACAUUUUUUAUGCUAGUAACAUGCUUCAUAUUUUGUUGAUAUUAAACUGUUAUGGUGACAGUUGCACUGUAUGUGCUCUAGUACGUUCAUAACUGACUGAUCAAUACUUUGACUUCAAGUGAACAUUCUCUGCAUCCUUAGAUUCUACUAAACAACAAACUGAUUGGCUACAUUAUGUUCUGUAACUAGUAAAGUGCAUUUUGUAUUUUGGAAAAUGUAAUAAUAAAAUUGUUAAAACAUAAAACUUGCACCAGAUAAA